Molecule: messenger RNA, 1655 nt
Organism: Myzus persicae (green peach aphid)
Lineage: Eukaryota; Metazoa; Arthropoda; Insecta; Hemiptera; Aphididae
Gene: Wdr37
Product: WD repeat-containing protein 37
Exons: 6
Coding region: 163-1449 (428 amino acids)
Cellular component (GO): preribosome, large subunit precursor
Molecular function (GO): protein binding
Source: RefSeq, a predicted model, not a curated record
AUUUAAAUUCUUUCUGUAGUGGCUAAUCAGUAAUCAGUAAUUGUUUGAGUUUCAAUAUUAGUUAUUAGUUUUUAAUUCUUUUAAAUUACCCACAAUAAGACUUCAAAGUACAAAUGUGCCAAACUUAAAUUUUUUUUAUAGUGUCUGUGAUAAAUUGUUACAAUGCACAAAACGGAAGUUGAUAUUCCACCUAGCGUUCGAAAACGUUUAAUUCAUCUCUUCGGACUUAUCGAAAAAGAAUUUGAAUCUGUUUGCCAGGAAAACGUUGUUCUGCAGGAAAAAGUGGAGUCACUCACUGAGAAAGUUAAUGAAAAGUACUUGACGACUGAACAAUUUCAAGUAAAUUCGAAACAAAAACCGCCAACUGGUCAAAAACUCAAAACUGCAGAGAAAUUAAAAGCACAAACUAGUAAAAUUGUAUCCAGCUUUAAAAGUCCUUCAGCAGCUAAUUGUCAGUUUGUGAAAGAAUAUGGUGGACACAGGGACGGUUUGUGGGAUUUAGCGUUACCUCAUACUGGACAGCCUGUCAUUGGGACCUGUUCAGCAGAUCACACCGCAAGAAUAUGGUGUAUUGAAACUGGUACACCACUUUUACAAUACACUGGUCAUAUGGGAUCAAUUAAUUCUAUAAAAUUCCAUCCCAAUAAAGAUUUAGCUCUCACAUCAAGCGGUGAUCAGACUAUUCACAUUUGGCAGGCAGCUGUUAAUCUAGAUAAUUUAAGGGAUCGGGAAUCUGAUGACACUGAGACUGAAGAUGACCGAGUUGUUCCAAUACUGCGCACACCUUCAUGUACAUUUUUGGGACAUAAUGGGCCAGUUAUGGCUAGUGAUUGGUUACUGGGUGGUGAUCAAAUUAUUACUGCAUCAUGGGAUAGGACUGCUAAUUUGUAUGACGUUGAAACCAGUGAACUGUUAAACUCACUUACUGGGCAUGAUGAAGAAUUAACUUAUGCAUCUUCACAUCACUCCCAGAAAUUGGUUGUCACUGCUUCUAGAGAUACUACAUUUAGAUUGUGGGAUUUUCGUGAAGCUAUAAACUCAGUUUCAGUUUUUCAAGGUCAUACAGAUACAGUGACUUGUGCGGUUUUCACAUCUGCUGGACUUGGUGGAGAAGAUAAAUUAGUAUCUGGGUCAGAUGAUCGGUCCAUAAAAGUUUGGGAAUUACGUAAUAUGCGCUCUCCAAUUACUACUAUCAGGGCCGAAUCUGGUGUAAAUCGCUUUGCAAUUGCUUCUAAUGGUGUUAUCGCUAUUCCUCAUGACAAUCGACAAGUUAUGUUGUACGACAUGGCUGGACAACGAGUUAACAGAAUACCCAGAACAGCUAGAAAUAGACAUAGACGUAUGGUAACAGCUGUUGCAUGGAGUGAAGAUAAUCCAUUUGCUAAUUUAUUUUCUUGCGGAUUUGAUCGAUUAGCAUUAGGAUGGUCUGUUCAGUUGUGCAAGGACUAAUCCUUAUUAAUUUUUCGAGUUCAAAUAUGUUAAGUAUUUUAAUGGCAUGUCAUAUUUUUAUAAACAACAUUUUUACUUCUUUUUCUGUUUCCUAUUUUGAAUUUAUGUAUAUGUGUGUGUGCGUGUGUGCAAUUUCUAACUUUUAUCUGUGAAACUCAGAAUCUAUUAAGUUACAUUUUUAAAUAUAUAUAGUAUUAACAUUGUUA